Helianthus annuus (common sunflower) is the source of this 1378-nucleotide messenger RNA. Its product is annotated as ribulose-phosphate 3-epimerase, chloroplastic. Gene Ontology annotation, molecular function: D-ribulose-phosphate 3-epimerase activity; metal ion binding. The transcript has 9 exons. The coding region runs from base 266 to 1078 and encodes 270 amino acids. Gene Ontology annotation, cellular component: cytosol. The record is from RefSeq and is a predicted model, not a curated record. Gene Ontology annotation, biological process: pentose-phosphate shunt, non-oxidative branch; carbohydrate metabolic process; pentose-phosphate shunt. Lineage: Eukaryota; Viridiplantae; Streptophyta; Magnoliopsida; Asterales; Asteraceae.
CGUUGAGGCGUUCGAACGGCUUCAGCCUGACUUUUUAUAGCAACCGAGGGACAUAUUUGCUUGCGAUAACCACUUAUUUCAGAUAAUCAAACCCACCCCACUUUCAUUAUUUUCCGACAGCCGAAAAUAUUAAUCUUGAAAUCUUUAAUCUUCACCCAGAAGAUUCGGCCGGCGAGAAUUUAGAAAAAAAAGAAUUUUUUUGCACCCUUUUAGGUUACACCCACCAACUGUUUGUUAAAAAGCCUCACUCAAAAAGCAAACAACAAUGGCAACUGCUUCUUUGGGUUCAUCGACACUAAUUCAAUCACAGAUUAAUAGGUUUGUCAAGCCGUCAAUCUCAAGGAAAGCUGUUAGAACGGUUGUGAAGGCUAGUGCGCGGGUUGAUAAGUUUUCGAAGAGUGAUGUUAUUGUUUCUCCUUCAAUUCUGUCUGCAAAUUUCUCGAAGUUGGGAGAACAGGUGAAAGCGGUUGAGCUGGCUGGUUGUGACUGGAUUCAUGUUGAUGUAAUGGAUGGCCGAUUUGUUCCAAAUAUAACAAUCGGACCUCUUGUUGUGGAUGCAUUGCGCCCCGUGACUGACCUCCCAUUGGACGUUCAUUUGAUGAUUGUGGAACCUGAACAACGAGUGCCUGACUUUAUAAAAGCUGGAGCUGACAUAGUCAGUGUCCAUUGCGAGCAAUCGUCGACCAUUCAUCUACAUCGUACUCUCAAUCAAAUUAAAAGUCUUGGAGCAAAAGCUGGAGUAGUCUUGAACCCUGGAACACCAUUAACAACAAUCGAAUAUGUCCUAGAUGUGGUGGAUCUGGUCUUGAUUAUGUCUGUAAAUCCUGGAUUCGGUGGGCAAAGCUUUAUUGAAAGCCAAGUGAAGAAGAUAUCGGACUUGAGAAAAAUGUGUAUCGAGAAGGGUGUGAACCCAUGGAUUGAGGUAGAUGGUGGAGUUGGUCCCAAUAAUGCAUACAAGGUUAUUGAAGCUGGGGCUAAUGCGUUGGUUGCGGGUUCUGCUGUCUUUGGAGCUAAAGAUUAUGCUCAAGCAAUAAAAGGUAUUAAAACCAGCACUAGACCGGCAGCAGAUAAUUCAUAAUAUGCUUUUCGACCUCAGCGGGAUUUAUUCAAGCAGGAUGUGAUUCCGACAUUGGUAAUCUCAAUACAAAAGGAAGGAUUCUAUAGCAAAAACUGCAUUGCGGCAUACACGUACAAAGGCAAUGGAUAGAGGGUUCGAUGUAGAAGAAACGUUAUAGUACCUGUGUAACAUGCGUUGCGUAGACCAGUGUAAAGUUCAUUUCGUUUUCUUUUAUGCUGGUUGAAAAUAUGAUUGUUGUACUGAGAAGUCUGAAAGUUGUAGUUAAAUCUCAAAUUCUCAAUAUAUUGAUUUUUUUAAACC